Molecule: messenger RNA, 357 nt
Organism: Xyrichtys novacula (pearly razorfish)
Lineage: Eukaryota; Metazoa; Chordata; Actinopteri; Labriformes; Labridae
Source: the annotation of a GenBank genome assembly
AUGGUUCCUCCCUGCCCCUUUAAUGCACCCACCCACCGUCUCUUCCCUCCUCUGCAGAGAACCAGCUGCUGCCCCACACCUCCAUCUGAACGAGGGACCAUCCCCAGAGAGGAAGAGAGGGGAUGGAGUGACACAGAGAGGUGGAGAAAGAAGGGUCGACAGGAUGGAAGGAGGGAGCGGAUGGGUGCGACUAGACGCUGGGGGUCAGAGGUUGAGACUGCAUGUGGCGAGAUGUUUUGUGUUCAAUCCCCCUUCGCCAUCGCAACCUCUGUGACACAGCACACGUUUAUCGCCCAGUGUGGACUCCGGGGUCCCCUCCCCAACACAACACACCCACAGAUCUUUCAUGGUCUCUAG